Molecule: messenger RNA, 1106 nt
Organism: Chrysoperla carnea
Lineage: Eukaryota; Metazoa; Arthropoda; Insecta; Neuroptera; Chrysopidae
Gene: lic
Product: dual specificity mitogen-activated protein kinase kinase 3
Exons: 4
Coding region: 75-1073 (332 amino acids)
Biological process (GO): protein phosphorylation; stress-activated MAPK cascade
Molecular function (GO): MAP kinase kinase activity; ATP binding
Source: RefSeq, a predicted model, not a curated record
AAAAUAAUUUAGGAUUUUUAAUACUGUUUACAAAAGUAAACAUUUGAUUUCUGUGUAGAAGAUCAGAAUUCAGAAUGUCUGCUAGGAAAAAACGUCCAAACUUAAAAUUACAAGUUUCAGAUGACUCUUCAACAACUACAAUAACCCCUCCAAGAAAUUUAGAUAAACGAACAACAAUUACAAUAGAUGACAAGACAUUUGUUGUGGAAGCCGAUGAUCUCGAAAAAAUAUGCGACUUGGGUAGAGGUGCCUAUGGCAUUGUUGAAAAAAUGCGACAUAAACCAAGUAACACAAUAAUGGCUGUUAAACGUAUUGCAGCAACAGUAAACACUCAAGAACAAAAACGACUUUUAAUGGACUUAGAUAUUUCUAUGAGAAGUAGUGACUGCUUAUAUACAGUACAGUUUUAUGGGGCAUUAUUUCGUGAGGGUGAUGUGUGGAUUUGUAUGGAGGUGAUGGAUACUAGCCUAGAUAAGUUUUACGCAAAAGUAUAUAAACAUAAUAAAUCAAUACCAGAAGAUAUUUUAGGAAAAAUAUCGUUAGCUAUUGUUAGCGCUUUACAUUAUCUGCAUACACGUCUGAAAGUUAUACAUCGUGAUGUUAAACCCUCCAAUAUAUUAAUCAAUAGAGAAGGUCAGGUGAAAAUGUGUGAUUUUGGUAUAUCUGGGUAUUUAGUGGAUUCUGUUGCAAAAACUAUUGAUGCUGGAUGUAAACCUUAUAUGGCUCCAGAGAGAAUCGAUCCUACUGGUAAUCCAUCACAAUAUGAUAUUAGAUCGGAUGUUUGGUCAUUAGGAAUAUCGAUGUUAGAAUUAGCAACAGGACGAUUUCCAUACACGACAUGGGGCACACCAUUUGAACAGCUGAAGCAAGUGGUGAAAGAUGACCCACCUAGAUUACCUAAUGGAAAAUUUUCACCAGAGUUUGAAAAUUUUAUAGAACAAUGUUUACAAAAGAACUAUGCCGACAGACCAAAUUACGAUCAAUUACUUGCUCAUCCUUUCUGUAAAGAACAUGCUAAUAAAAGUACGAAUAUCAGUCAAUUUGUGUCUGAAAUAUUAGACCUUAAUGAUUAAUUUUAAUUACUAUUAAUACAAUUUUUUUUUAAA